Molecule: messenger RNA, 1903 nt
Organism: Blastomyces dermatitidis ER-3
Lineage: Eukaryota; Fungi; Ascomycota; Eurotiomycetes; Onygenales; Ajellomycetaceae
Product: succinate-semialdehyde dehydrogenase
Exons: 4
Coding region: 213-1706 (497 amino acids)
Molecular function (GO): succinate-semialdehyde dehydrogenase (NAD+) activity
Source: RefSeq, a predicted model, not a curated record
GACGGUCAAAGCCUGGGAAGAACCGGAGCGAGAGAACAAUGAUAAUGAGUGGACGACAUAAAAAGAAGCCGAAGUUCUCUGAACAUCGCGUUGAACAUCUCCCAUGAAGGCUUGUUGAUAGUUAUUUAGCACCUCGGAGCAAAACCUUGCAACAGCUUGGACACAUCCCUAUCUAUAUUCUGCAAGAGAUAAAGCCUUGUUAAGACAUUAUCAUGCCUCACCAAUUGCUCUUCCAAUUAGACGAUCGGGCCCUUUUCCAUGAAAGCUCAUUGCUUAACGGCAAAUGGGUCCAAUCAGGAGCACGGGAGACUUUUGAAGUCGAAGAUCCUGGGAGCAGACAAAUCUUCGCUACAUGCCCAGCCAACAAGGUUGAAGACGUGCACGAAUACGUCACGACGUCACACACCGCGUUCCUCAAAUAUCGCCAUGUAAACCCACGCCAACGAGCGAAAAUGCUUCUAAAGUGGUACGAUCUGAUAACAAAUAGUCGCGAGGACAUUGCACGGCUAGUUGUGUACGAAACCGGCAAACCAAUUACGGAGGCACGCGGAGAGGUCGAUUAUGCACUUGGCUUUGCCUGGUGGUUUGCUGGUGAAGCAGAACGGAUUCGAGGCUCCAUCGCCAUUCCAUCCGUCUCUGAGCGCCGAACCUUCGUAGUCAAGCAGCCCAUUGGAGUCAGCGUUGCGUUGGUACCGUGGAACUUCCCCGUCGCCAUGAUCAUUCGUAAAGUUGCGGCUGCUCUGGCAGCUGGCUGCUCUAUGAUCGUCAAGCCAUCUCCGGAGACUCCCCUCAGUGUCCUGGCCCUGGCAGACCUAGCUCUACGUGCUGGCUUUCCCUCCGGGGUUCUGAAUGUCAUCACGACCGACAACACUAAUACGCAUUCAGUCAGUGAGGCUCUUUGCAAGCACCCUCUCGUACGCAAAGUAACUUUCACUGGAAGCACUGCUGUGGGAAGAAUUGUGGCCCGCCACUGUUCUGAUGGAUUGAAAAAGGUAACACUUGAGCUUGGCGGCAAUUGUCCAUUCAUUGUCUUCAAUGACGCGGACCUCGACCAAGCAGUUGCUGCACUCAUGAUACUUAAGUGGCGCACCGCUGGACAGGCUUGCACGCAUGCAAACAGAGUCUAUGUCCAGAGUGGGGUGUAUGACAAGUUUGCGCAGAAGACGCUCAAGGCGACGCAGAAGCUUCGCGUUGGCCAUGGUGCUAACUCCUCUACCACAAUGGGCGCAAUCACAACCCCCCGAGGUAUCGAGAAGUUGGAGAGACACGUCGCUGAUGCUGUCUCCAAAGGGGGUAGAGUGUUAUGUGGUGGGAAACGCCCCAGUAACCUUGGGGGCUAUUUCUUCGAGCCUACAAUUAUCUCAGAGAUGACCUCCUCCAUGCUGACGACUUAUGAGGAAAUUUUCGGUCCUCUCCUAGGACUCUACAGGUUUGAAACUGAGGAGGAGGUUGUUCAAGCAGCAAAUAAUACAUCCAUGGGACUCGCAUCCUAUUUUUUCACCAGCGACGUCAACCGUUCCUGGCGACUGCUCGAGAGCCUUGAAGCUGGUAUGAUUGGCAUGAAUACAGGUAAUGCCUCCGCUGCAGAAUCCCCGUUUGGAGGGAUCAAGGAAUCUGGCUACGGCAAAGAAGCCGGCAAAGACGUUGCCAUUGAUGAGUAUUUGAUCCAGAAGACAGGAACUCUUACCGUUGUCUCAAAGCUGUGAGAGACGGGAUGUUCUAGGACGACGCCGUGAUUUACCUGCAGGAGUAAAUUUUGGUUGAAUUCUGCGCGUCUGGGUUUCGCGCGACAGUUACUAUUAAUAGAAACUGGUUCCAGGCUCUAGCUGUAUUGUGUUUAUAUACUAGGAGGUACUACUACACUGCGUUGCCAUAUUUUUUUAUUUUUAUUUUUUAUUUUUUA